This is a messenger RNA of Ambispora leptoticha, 878 nucleotides long. The record is from the annotation of a GenBank genome assembly. Lineage: Eukaryota; Fungi; Glomeromycota; Glomeromycetes; Archaeosporales; Ambisporaceae.
AUGGCUCAAGAAAUCCCCACUAUUAGUUCCACUUUUGUACCAAUUAAUAAUGUAGAGGCACCAGCCGUUCAUUUAGCGCUUGGGUAUCAGUUUAACUUUUCUUGUUUGUUAUAUAACGAUUACAAAGGAACAACAAAUGAAAGUUGCAAUCAAUAUAUUACACAACCAAUAGAGACUAAUGACAUCGAUUAUCCUUUUGUUGGAAACUUUUCACCAAAAGGUGCUAUAAAGUUAGCUGGAUAUAAUACCACAGAAAUCGAAGCAGAAGCAACAUCAGGACCGAUUUUCGUUUAUCUAUAUAUAAAUAUCACAGAUCCUACAUAUGAUGAUAACAAUAUCGCUCAUGAACCAUUCUUUAGAAUGACUUUAUAUGAUGCAGGCAAAAAAAAGAGAAAUACGAUUACUAAAAGAACUUUAUCUUAUAUUGGUCUUCCACCAACAUACCUUUCAGAAUAUUAUAUUGAAUCAAAUAUGCAGAGUGUGCCGAUGGAAUCUUUAAACAAAACUAAUAUAAUUCUACGUCUUAGUCCACGAAGUUUUCUUUUAGAAGAGGAACAAGAGCAAAGGCAUCUUACGAUUAUUAGCACAUUAGGAACUAUUGCUGCAUAUUAUAGUUCAAUCGCGUUUAUUUACGUAUUUUUAUUUGGAGUUGAUUCAAUAACACCAUGGGGUGUUAUACAUGGUGGAUGUUGCGGAUGCAGGAAAGUCAAACAUAAAACGCGAGAAGUAAUCUACGAGACUGUGCAUUCACCUGACAUGGAAGCUAAUCUUCCUGAUACAGAAAUUAAUUUAAAAACUCUCAUCCAAAAAGUUAAUGAUUUAGAAAAAUUUAAACGUUACAUUGGAAAUAACUUUAUUGAUACUAAAUUAUAUGAAAA